This is a messenger RNA of Anarrhichthys ocellatus (wolf-eel), 2979 nucleotides long. RefSeq names its product zinc finger protein 384 b (gene znf384b). Gene Ontology annotation, biological process: regulation of transcription by RNA polymerase II. Lineage: Eukaryota; Metazoa; Chordata; Actinopteri; Perciformes; Anarhichadidae. Gene Ontology annotation, cellular component: nucleus. Gene Ontology annotation, molecular function: RNA polymerase II cis-regulatory region sequence-specific DNA binding; DNA-binding transcription factor activity, RNA polymerase II-specific. The record is from RefSeq and is a predicted model, not a curated record. The coding region runs from base 417 to 2042 and encodes 541 amino acids. The transcript is spliced from 12 exons.
CCCAAGCAGCUGCAGGAGAGCUCUACAGACACACUGCUGUCUGCUAGCUCACUGUAUGUUAAUCAGCACGUCGGGCCUGAUUAACUACAAGAUGCGAGCAGCCGAAAUGGAGUCCUACUGUAGCGCUGCGGCUAAUAGUAAACACUAUCUGAUUUGUGUUAUUUCAUUAAAGUUAGCGCUAGGUGCGGGGUUUUGUAGUUCAUUAAGCGGGAUGUGGGUCUGUUGAGCCAACUUCUAGCGGAGAAGUUGAAUCUUCCGUAAAUAGCCUGAGAACUUUGCCAUUAGGAUCCUACAGGACUCGACCCGAGGCUGCAGGACCAACCGAGCAAAGUGAGCUACUGCAACAAGAGCCCCACACCUACAGGGGCCCCUAAAAAACCCCCCAGCUUCACUGUGUGGCAGUUAGUUUGUGUGAAAUGAUGGAAGACUCUCAUUUUAAUUCAUCGUAUUUCUGGUCUCCCAUCCCGACUGUACCAGGACAGAUUGAGAAUGCCAUGUUCCUGAACAAGGUGAAAGAGCAACAGGAAAAGAAUGCUUCCUUCUCUUCCCAAGCAUCCCACUACCAGACAGCUCUCCUCACCAUCCCUGGGACGAAGGCAGAUGGAGGAGGGCAGGUUGGCGGCGUGGCACACCUCCACCCUGCUCACAGCACCCAGAACAUGCUGUCCGUCCCGUCCACGGGCAUCAUGACAGCAGCGGGUCUGGUCAUCACAACUCCUCAGGGAACACUUGUCUCUCCCACCUGCUCUCAAUCGUUUGUCUCUGGUCAUCCAGCAACAACCAUGAUUGUUUCAGCACUCCAUUCUGCAGACAGAAAAGAAGGCGACGGGGGGCCCCAUGUGGUCGUGAUGCCAGCGCCCUCCAAACGAGGCCGAAAGAAGAAGACCGCACUGACCAGGGUCGGUCAUGUGGGUGGAAAUGAAACGCUAAUACUGGCUCAUCUCACAUCCGGUGGCCAGUUGGCCUCUUUGCAGCAUCAUAUUGGAGACCCAUAUGACCUGUCGAAUGAAGACGAAGACCACGGCCCAAAAGACAGCACUAAGACAUACAGGUGCCGGAUGUGUGCGGCGACCUUCCUCAGUAAGUCUGACAUGCAGAUCCACUCCAAGUCGCACACAGAGGCCAAACCUCACAAGUGUCCUCACUGCGCCAAGUCAUUCGCCAACUCCAGCUACCUGGCCCAGCACAUCCGCAUCCACAGCGGGGCCAAGCCUUACACCUGCUCCUACUGCCAGAAAUCUUUCAGGCAGCUCAGUCAUUUACAGCAGCACACACGGAACCACACAGAGUCAAAGCCUCAUAAGUGUCCCCAUUGUACCAAGUCAUUUGCCAACUCCAGCUACCUGGCCCAACAUGUCCGCAUCCACACCGGAGUGAAACCCUACACCUGCUCCUACUGCCAAAAGCACUUCAGACAGCUCAGUCAUCUUCAGCAGCACAAUAGGAUUCACACCGGAGAUCGGCCAUACAAGUGUAUCCACCCAGGCUGUGAGAAGUCCUUCACGCAACUCUCAAAUUUACAGUCCCACCGGCGUCAACACAACAAGGAUAAGCCCUACAAGUGCACCAACUGUAAUAAAGGAUACGUAGAUGCAGCGAGCCUGGAGGUGCACAUGACCACACACACAGUCAAGCAUGCGAGGAUCUACUCGUGUGGUCUCUGCAACCGCACUUAUACCUCAGAGACGUAUCUGGUGAAACACAUGGAGAAACACAACCCAGACCAGCUGUCUGCAACAGCAGCACAACAGAACCAACGCCAGGUCCCGGGUCAGAGCCGGCUAGACGGCGCAGAUGGAGGAUCGAGCCGACCCGGGGGUGCCGGGAGCGGAGGAGCGGGCGGAGGCCAGCAGGGACAGAGCCAGGGCAACUACCCGCAGACAGAAACCAUCUCCUGUCCGUUUGACCUGCACCAGUAUAAGACAGUGUCCGCCAGUGACAUCCAGUACAAACCCGUCAGCGUUGCCGACAUUACUUCCCACAAGGACCUCUGUCUCACUGUGUCAGCAUCCACCAUUCAAGUGGAGCACCUUAACUCUUAGAGGUGACGAAAGGAGGAAGUUGGGGGGGGGGGGAGGUCAAAUUGAUUCAAGAAAUUGAGGAUGGAGAGUCAAAGAAUAAAAGCAAUACUAAGGUGAUACAAGAACUUAGGAACACAUGACUGUGCCUGAACUGUGGUUUGAGGCAGACAGGACAAACAAUAUGGUGACACAUUAUACUGAAGACUAUAAGUUUGUCUUAUUUUACUUUUUUUCUUUCUGCCUUGUUUGAUUUGUUUUCUUUUUUACUAAGCUGUCCUGUCUGAGUAGAAAGUGCAUGUAUAGGCGGCAAUAAAGUAUGUUUCAGUCCAUCACAGUGAUGGUUUUAUGAUAGGAAGAGAGUCAAAGUGCUUCUCUUUAUUGUUUUAUCACCUGCUCUUCCCAACAAGUAUAGCGUUGGCCAUAGCAGUUUAGGGUCUCUCUGUUGAUGACAUUGAUGGUCAACUGUGAAGGUAAAUUUUCAUACUUUCAUGCAGAGACUUUCAGUUUUUACAUCAGUGUUAUCAGCUCUACUGUGUUGUAAAAUAUAUGCCCGCGAUUCAUUCUUUUUAACCUUAAAAGGGACAAAGAGGUAAUUUCCUGUUGAGGAAAAACAAAUGUCAAUCAAGUAUAUAUAUAUAUAUAUAUAUAUAUAUAUAGAUAUACUGUAUAUACUACCAGUUUAUAAUGUAUGAUUGUGUGUUUUAAAGGAUGUGGUAAUCCAUAUAACCUAUUUAGACCCAUUCACUGGCCUUCACAUGACGAAUGAUGAGCCAGUUCAUGUUUCAUGUAUUCCUAUUGUACUGCUUUGUGUGUAUGUCCUAAAAGAAAAGUUAUCCAAAUGUGCUCUUGAUAUACUUCCAUGAUAACAAUGUUUAUAAUACUUCUUUACAGACAUAUUGACACAUCUGAAAUUUGUCUUUUUUUCAGCUUAUAAUACAAUAAACCCUCUGAUAUGUUU